AUGCUGCCCAAGUCCCGGAGAGCCCUAACUAUCCAGGAGAUCGCUGCACUGGCCAGAUCCUCCCUGCAUGGACCAAGCCCACUGCCAUGGCCCAGGGUCGAGUGGCUCACCUUAUUGAAUGGAAGGGCUGGAGCAAGCCAAGCGACUCUCCUGCUGCCCUGGAAUCAGCCUUUUCCUCCUACUCGGAUCUCAGUGAGGGUGAGCAAGAGGCUCGCUUUGCGGGCAGGAGUGGCUGAGCAGUUUGCCAUUGCAGAAGCCAAGCUCCGGGCAUGGUCUUCAGUGGAUGGUGAGGACUCGACCGAUGAAUCCUAUGAUGAGGACUUUGCUGGGGGAACUGACUCAGACAUGGCUGGGCAGCUGCCCCUGGGACCCCACCUCCAGGACCUCUUCACUGGCCACCGAUUUUCCCGGCCUGUGCGCCAGGGCUCCGUGGAGCCUGAGAGCGACUGCUCGCAGACAGUGUCCCCAGAGACCCUGUGCUCCAGUCUGUGCAGCCUGGAGGACGGGUUGCUGGGCUCCCCGGCCCACCUGGCCUCCCAGCUGCUGGGUGAAGAGCUGCUUCUUGCCAAACUGCCCCCCAGCCGGGAAAGUGCCUUCCGCAGCCUGGGCCCCUUGGAGGCCCAGGACUCGCCCUAUAACUCGCCCCUCACAGAGUCCUGCCUUUCCCCCGCCGAGGUGGAGCCCGCCCCCUGCGAGGACUGCCAGCCGCUCUGCCCACCGGUGGGCAGCUGGGAACGCCAGCGGCAAGCCUCUGACGUGGCUUCUUCUGGGGUGGUGUCCUUGGGAGGAGGAUGAGGUGGAGCCAGAGGAACAGUGACACAGAUCAUGCCUGGCGGUGGCACAGCCGCUGUGCCCAGUUGUGGGCUUGAGGCUUCCAGCAGAGCUCCAAAGCCUGGGGGGCUCCUGGGAGCACUUACUCCUCAUUGUGUGUUUUGCAUGAAAGUGUCUAGAGAGGAGGCAGGGACCAGGCUGGGGGCGCAUGUCCAGCCCCCACUCCUGGGGCUUGCCGGGGGUUGCCCGGGGCCCCUGGGGCAUGGCUACAGCAGUGGCAGAGUGAUGUUCAUGUUCUUAAAUCAAAAACGCCACAUAUUUCCUCCUCUGAUGAUGUGAACCUCUGAGGGGGCAGUUAUGACUGGGCUACGUGGGAUAGAAUGGGAGGGAGCCCGGCCUCCCCUGCCCCUCCCCCCGCCUCUCUCCUCUGCUUCUCUCCUCACCUCCAAGUCCGUGUACCGUGCUUGAUAGAAUCACCCCCACCCAGGGAGCCUACGGAUCGAGCCGUCCCCCAGGUCCCUUUCCCAGCUGGGCUCAUCCUGUGCUACACCUCUCCAUUGUCUCUAAAUCUUUUUUGUAAAGAAAGAGGGGUUUUGGUCUGUUCUUUCAGUCGGAUCUUCUCUGGGAGGCAUUGGAAUGAUGAAAGCGUGCACCCCCACCCUUUUCCUGGCCGCCCUGAAGGGGUCUGGGCCCUUUCCCAGUCCCUUGUAGGAUGUGUGGGCAGGGCCCCGGUGGCUCCCAGCCCACCAGGUUGCUGUAGGGUGGAGUUGGAAGAGGACAGGGCUCUGGUUGCUACAGAGCCGUGACUUCGAUGUUCUUCCAGAGAGGGCCACCAGGGGGCCACACGGGUGGCCCUGAGCAGGGCAGGAAUUGUGCCAACCGGUGACAGUCUUGAGGGAGUGCCUCUCCUUGGGGAGGAAGGAGGGCAGUGCCUUUUUGGCUGAAGGAAAGGCCGAAGCUACAGUACUGGGGGCAGCCAGGGUGUUGAUGGCCAAGCAGUGGAGGCCUCUGCAGAUCCUACACUCCAUGGACAGCAGGCUCUGGAGUUUUAUGGCCAUGGGGUGUAGGUGGCUAGAUUUCAGGCCUUGUGGGCUUUGGCAGGUAAGAGGGCCCAAGGUAAGAACACGAGCUGAUGGGCACAGGCAUUCUCUAUAUAAGUGGCUCAUUAGGUGUUUAUUUUGUUCUAUUUAAGAAUUUGUUUUAUUAAAUUAAUAUAAAAAUCUU
Molecule: messenger RNA, 1995 nt
Organism: Myotis lucifugus (little brown bat)
Lineage: Eukaryota; Metazoa; Chordata; Mammalia; Chiroptera; Vespertilionidae
Gene: FAM131A
Product: family with sequence similarity 131 member A
Exons: 4
Coding region: 1-795 (264 amino acids)
Source: RefSeq, a predicted model, not a curated record